This is a messenger RNA of Oncorhynchus mykiss (rainbow trout), 7046 nucleotides long. The record is from RefSeq and is a predicted model, not a curated record. NCBI's taxonomy places the organism in Eukaryota, Metazoa, Chordata, Actinopteri, Salmoniformes, Salmonidae.
CCAAACUAGGGGAGACAAACAAUGCACUGCAGUGAAGAGCUUCAUGUUAGUCAUUACAGUUGUGAACCUUUCCGAACAUAACUAGAUUCCUCUGGCUGCACCGCCUGAGCAAGACUACAGACUUCUUGACCUUUAAAAAAAAAGGCACAGUAAUGAAACAAAUUUCCAUUACAGUGAAAUCCAAAUUUGGAGCAUUUAUUAGUUCAGCUUUGGUUUGACAUUUGGGUCUCUGUCUAAUUUAGACAGCCUUUUGAUUGAAUGUUCCACAGCCAGUAAUGUCAAUAACUACAUCAUAACAUGUGUUAUUGUUAUGAGGGUUUACAUUGCUAAACAACAACUAACCAUAUUCUACUUCAUCAUAGACUGUUAACAGAGCUGUCCAUAUCCAGCCUAAAAUUGCCAUAGUAAGUACAAAUCAUCUACCUACACUAAUGCUAGAUUGACUGAAUGGUUGCUACUUGCUGACAGUUGCUUUGCUAACUCAUGUGAUGGUGGUGCCCCUGCCGGGACGAGGGUGUCCCCGACUGAGAUGUAUAUUUAGAGAUGUUAUCCUAACUACUCUCUCGGUCUCAGGUUUCACUCCAGAUAGCUCAGUGAAGGGUUGCUAAUUAGCCUACAGUCGGAGGACUGAAAGGUUGCGUCACACAGAAAGCUAACGCUGAGGUAACUCAACAUACCUUGAUUUUCACUGUCAGCUCCUCCUUACCAGUGAGUGCCUCGUCAUUGGUCAGGGACAGCAACCGGAUCUUAUCCAGGGCAUCGGAAGCAUUGGAGAUCAGUUCCCUCAGGAAGAUCUGGACACAGACAAAAAUAAACCUCACCAAAUGAUUAUUUCGAAAAUUGUGUAUCUUUUUAUUUGAUUAAAACUACAAUACAAAGACAAUACUAUUGGCCGCUCCCAUCAGUGGGUGCACUAGUCAGUUAGUGCGCUCGCCCCCACCUACCCAGAGGUGCCGGCAGGGCGAAGCACCACCCCCAAAUGACAUUCCUAACUGUCUCAAUCCUUAUUCAAUGACCUUAAGUUACCUCGCUGAACCUCUCAGGUUUAUGCUAUGAUAGAUAGCCAGAUGGACUCGUUGUGAUCUAAUUUCUAAUUAAACAAAUGACUGUAAAUAUUGCUUCAUGAGGGUUAAGGAAACUAAUAUUUAUUGUAUUGCCCUAUUAUUUCUAUAAGUGUAAAUGUUCAAAACGCCAUUGUCUACAUAGAUCAGGGCAGACACUAACCUCUUUGUUCUUGUACAGGGAGUUGAUGAUGAGCUUCAUCAUUUUGUUCACCUCAGCCUUGAAGACAUGCUUUUCUGAUUUUUUUCCCCCCAGAUUUCCUUUAUCUACGCUGCGUUCAGGCCAUCAAGCUGGAUAGCCUCCUCUUCCCUCUAAGAACAGAAGUGUAAUCAGAGAUCAGCACAAACAAGACGGGCACAGCAGGUCACAGCUACAACGGCCUGAGAUGGACCCACAGGAGGGAGGCCGGGGAGGGUCGUACUCCACCGCCCCUCCUGUUACUGCUCCUCUCCAGCCCGUGCUGUGCUCCGUACCUGGAGAUCUGUCUCAGGAGUGGCACUACCUGAGAACACAGGUGUUCCCCCACCUGGAUGCCCUCUGCCAGGCCAGAGGCACCUGCUUCAGACCAUUGGACACCCAGUGGGUUGACCGGGAGAGCCAUCGUCCCUCUGACCUCCCUGACAAUAGUACCUCCCUCUCCUCCCAGCAGUUGAAGAUCAGCCUAGACCUUAUCACCCGCUCCUCCUCCUUCCUCUGCCUCCUGGGCCACCGAUACGGCCCCUUCAGGCUGCAGCAGGACCCCACACCUCUCCCAGCUGCUGGUCCAGAACGAGAAGCCCUCUCUGUGGUGGAGAGGAACCUGCAUGUUGCAGCAGAUGGAGGCUACCCCUGGGUCCUCACAGGGAGGAACCAGAAGUGCUCCCUGACAGAGCUGCAGAUCACCCAGGCAGCCCUGAUGGGUGACACCAGACACUGCUUCUUCUACUUCAGGGACUACUCUUUCCAUGGGGAAGAGGAGGAUGAAGACAGGUACACAGAUAAAGGUCAGAGGUCGUUGCCGAGCGUGUUCUCCAAACUGACAGCGGAGGAGAGACACAGAGCCAGGGAACUGAAGAACAGGGUAGUGGACAGCCUGCAACCUGUAAGGUUCUUCAGAACGCUGCAGGAUCUGGGGGACCUAGUGAAGAGGGACUGGAAGUGGCUCAUGGAACAGCUCUAUGGAUCCCUGGACCUGCAGCCAACCUGUUCAGGCCUCCUGGACUCCCUUGAUAGAUGUUAUCACGAAGGUGCUGUCCAGGCUCUGUGUCGCUGGUUUGCCCCCUCCACCCAGACCACUGCUGUCACGGAGGCACUCAACACAUUUACUGCCUCUCUCACUCAUUCUGACACGUCUCAGAGUCUAGCAACCUCAAGGAAUUCAACCAUUAAGUUAACAGGCGACUAUGAAAAACAUGAUUCCGAGGGGUCUAUUUUUCUGCUCUGUGGUGAAAGGGGUUGUGGGAAGUCUUCACUGGCCGCCCGGUGGCUUCAGGAGUUCCGGAAGAAGAAUCCUAGAAUUCCGGCCAUCCCUCACUUCUGCGGAAUCAGCAGCUCCAGUGUGGACAUCAGAUCUGUACUGAGACGCAUCACCACUGAGCUACGCCUGGCCCAUUAUGGGCCCCAGGCUGAGUGGAGUGAGGGGUUGCAGCACCAUGUAAAGCCAGAUCAUGUUGUGGUUCAGGCCUUCUCUGCUGCGGCUGCUCUGGGACCCUGUGUUCUAGUUCUGGACGGACUAGACAGACUUACCGGGACCCUCGGGCUCUCAAUGCAGGAGGUGAAGGACCUAUGCUGGCUCCCUGACCCUCUGCCUCCCCAGUGUAAGAUCCUCAUCACAGCGACCUCCACAGACGUCACCUACCAGAGGCUGACCCUCCGCCCAGACGUUCACACCCUCCCUUGGCCCGGCCUGUCAGACCCCUGGGUCCGCCGCAGCGUCCUGCUCCAACACCUUACCCUGCCCUGCCAGGAGCCGCACAGGACCCUACUGCAAUUCAUCUUGGGAACCACUACCAGGCCGGGAAUGGGCCGCCUGCCGCUGUUCCUGGCGGUGGUGGCUAGUGAGCUGCAGACGUGCCGCAUCCUGAGGGGAAAGGAGGAGGAGGAGGAGUUGAUAGAGGAGUAUGUGGAAGUGGAUUCUAUGGCGGAGCUGUGGGCCAGGGUGAUUCAGCGCUGGAUCAAUGACUAUGGUGGGGUCAGUGAGGGUACGGCCAGUCAAGCCAAAGGAACGGGAGGGCCUAGUUCUCAGGUGUCCAAGAUAGAUCUCAGAGGCUGGGUAUGGGACACUCUAUGCCUGGUUCACCUCUCCCAUGCUGGGCUGACUGAGGAGCAGGUCCUGGUCCUGCUGGAGGUUCUUGGUUAUCCUGGGUCCAUACGGGUUCUACCUCUGGAGUGGGCCCGGUUCCGCACUGCUGCUGGGCCCUGGGUACAGGAGAGACCCAAUGGAACACUGAGCCUCACCCAUCAAUCAAUGGGCCAAGCCAUGGACCUCCUCCUGCUGAGGGUCCGUCCCGGUAAAGGUUCAGGGGGCUUGAGGAGGACCAGACGGGGCUACCAUCUCAGCCUGGCCCAGUUCUUCCAGAGGGAGGGCAGGGAGCUCUGUAGCUGGCCUCAGAUCCUGGAGGAGCUCCCCUGGCACCUGGAGCAGAGUGAGGCCUGGAGGGAGCUACACACCUUCUUCAUAGAUCCACAGACUGUAGAGCACCUCUCUACAACUUGGAGCCAGUCUCCUCAGCUGAGAAUGGAUGUUGUCAGGUACUGGACUGUCCUGAUCCUCAGAGGUUAUGACCCCAACACCUCGUACCAGAGCCUGCUGGGUAAGGGAAGCCAACCUCCUACUUUUAUCCAAUCAGGGCGAUGGGCAUUCCCUCCUGCUACACAUACAGAGCAGAGAGAGGUACACAACAACAUGGCCUUCAUGACUGAGUCCCAAAGUAACGGCAAAGAAGAUGGUUGUCAGUGGGAUCCAGGUGUGAAAGGGAGAGUGGAGUUGUUGGUCUCUGAGUUGCUGCUCUGUCUGAACAGGAAGGGGGAAGCAGAGCGGAUCCUACUGCAGGCUGAGAACACCCUCACACAGGCUGGUGAGCAGGACAGAGACGGGGAGAGUGUGAUGUUACUGCUGACAGUGCGGCAGACUUUGGCUGAGCUCUAUGUGGAGACGGACCAGCACAGAGAGGCAGAGACAUACUGUAGAUCAGCUCUGGUGACCGCCCAGACUCUCACCGCUACCUGCCUUGAGAGACAUGAGAGGAUCACUGUUGGAAAGGGUCAGUUGCUUUGUGUGCUCUGCCAGCUGCUGUUUGCAGACGUCCAAACCAUCGAGGCCUCUCAGAUACUCAGUGACAUCAUCAAUAUGGGACACCACAAACUCCACCUGUGUGCUCAGGCCACUGUAUCACUGCUCUGUGGGAUACACAGACUCAGCCUGCAAGACCCACAUGGUGCUGAGAAGCACCUCCAGGUUGCCUUGGAGACCAGAAGGCGCUGGUAUGGUAAAGAGCACCCUCUAGUGGUGGAGGUGGAGGAAUGCCUGGCAGACAUCUUGGCCGACACCUGCGCUGACACAGCAGGGUUGAGGCAGAGGCUAGCAGUGGAGCUGUAUCGACACACGGUGCACGUCAAAGACCAGGACAUGAAGCUUUGUUCCCCCGCAUCGCCGUGUCUUCAGGCAAAGGGAUGCAGCCUCGCAGGCACCUUGGUCAAACUUGGCAGGCAGAUAUUUCAUGGCUCCGGUAAGACAGAGAGUAGAGAGGCUGUUGAACUGCUGCAGAGAGCUCUGGACCUGUAUAUCUACUUCCUGGGGUCUGAUCACACACUGACCAGGGACUUACAACAGGUUUUAAACACAGAAUCCAGGAGACCUCUGACCCCUCAGGUCCCCAGGUCCAGACCCCUCUCCCACCUCUCCACUAGGAGACUAAGCAGUGGGACCAGACCCAAUACAGCUGCACCCCUCCACUCCCACCUGGCCUGGUACAGGGGCACCACACACACCCCUCUGGACCCUUCCGUAAACAGAUCCCUGUCAGCCCCAUCCAACAAGUCCCGCAAUACACAGCCAGAAUUGAAACCAGAACCAGUGGAGUACCAGAACCACAACAACAGACAGAACCGACGGUCUUCUUCUCCCAGGACCUGGUCUGCCUUCCAGACCACAGUGUUCGGGCCACAGAGUGACAUCAGAAAUCUGAUCUCAGAACUCAAACCCAGUUCUGCUUCAGAACCGGGCUUUCCUUCCAUAGACAGGACCCGGGUGCUGCAUAGGGCAGGCUGGUGCCACCUACCAGGCAGGUACGUUCUAGAGGAACGGACAGUAACAGCGUUGAACAGAGAGAUUGGAUACCCUUUGCACACACAGAGAUGCACACCUCUGGUCAGACAGACAGGCCAGGGACAGGGAGGAGAACAGAGCUGGAGAGACAGAGUGUCUUAUUCUGCCAGGAAGCAAUAGAGAGAAGAGAAAGAUCUAAAGAAGACUGCUCUCAUGGUGACCACUGAACUGUUUGUGUUUAAUCUUUUACCACUUUUGAUACCAAUCAGCUAUUUUCUUUUCAAUAUUGAAAUUUGUCAAAAUUACAUUUUUUCCAUAUGAAUUAAAAUAUAAUUUUUGCAUGUUUAAAUGGAGUGAAAUGGCUCCUAUUUUGUAUAGAAAAUAAAUGAUUUGACUUCACUUCAUGUUGUCAAAUGAAUCAAUCCUUUUUAGUUUUCUGUAGGGUUGCAUCUAAAUAUUGAUCAAAUGUUUUGUAAGAUGGUUUAGCUUCUCAUCCUGUUGUGCAACAACGUUGACCUUUUCUCUCAGAAGGCAAUACUUAUAGUAUUUCUAGGACCCAAAAGUGGGUGAUGUAAUCAACCAUUGUAAGCACUAGUAAACGAUGUGAGUGAAAGCAUUAAUUGAGCAACAUGUUACAGAUGCUGUGAAGUAGGACAACGCCGGUUUGGACCUUUCCAUGUAAUGUAGAGUUUGGGUCAUGAGUUCAAAGGUGUGUGUUUGUGUAGAAUUGAGUGUGUGUGUGUCACCUUUAAUAGGGGAGGGCGGGCUCGUGGUAGUGGCUGAAGCGGAAUUAGUGGAGUGGUCUCAAAUACAUCAAUACGAUCGGAAUGCUGCGGGCAGGCAGCGGGGUAACUGACCAAUAGGAACCCUACAGGUGUUGUGCUGAAAAUCUCCCCCCCCUUCGGGUGAAUGCGUACAAACUCAAUUCUUCAUUGCUGCGACUUGCUUCCUAGUUGAGAUUUCACUAGUUAUCCAGUUUUCAGUUUGCCUAUUUGUUUCAAGUGAAUUAGUCAAGAAAUAAAUCUCUGCCAAAAUUCAUCUCUCCCAUGUCUUAUUCGACUAGUAGUUGUUCUGAAAUGUUUAUUGCUUGCCUACAUUUUACUCCCUCCUCUGUUUAAUAUAACACACAUACAUUAAUUAUUCAUUUCAGUUGCCUAUCCUGACGUGAAGUUGGUUCUAUAGAAAGUAUUUGACUCUGAUGUGUGCACCAGAAAGUAUUUGACUCUAGUGACAAUUCUGGAAAUUAGAAGGGAGUUGGGGGGUUCGACAAGGCCAUUUUCUUGCCUGACGAAAUUCUCCCCCCCCCCCUUCUAUCUUGGGACUGCAAGGCCUGGCACACUUCAUAAUCAUUUUGGUAGCUCAUGUUGACCAGUAGUGUGUGCCACAGAAAGUACAAUUAGAGUAUAAAGAAGCAAACAUUUUAUUUUAGAAGCAUUUUGUAAUGUUUAAGCAAAUAAAGAUAAUACACAAAUAUUAUCAUACAAUAACACAUGUAAAUACAAGCGUAUCAUUACAAUCUUUAUAAUCCACAACUGAGAUGCAGAUAAUAUACAGUAUGUUUUUCAUAGAGGUGUGGCUACCUCACCUGUUCAAUGCUAGAGUAAAGCACAACAAACACUGUUUUUAUUAUAAACAUAGAGCAACUGUCACGCCCUGACCAUAGAGAGCCUUUUUAUUCUCUAUUUUGGUUAGGAAGGGGUGUGACUAGGGUGGGUAAUCUAGGUUGUUUUAUUUCUAU